Messenger RNA from Monascus purpureus, 758 nucleotides. NCBI's taxonomy places the organism in Eukaryota, Fungi, Ascomycota, Eurotiomycetes, Eurotiales, Aspergillaceae. The record is from the annotation of a GenBank genome assembly.
AUUAAUACUGCAGUCAACCAGCUACACUCGAUACUCCCAUUCUUUCGCCCAGCGACUGAGUCGACAUAAUAAAAGAAUCGAAAAAGAAACAAAAAUAGGGGACUCUAUCAUCUACGCAAAGUCAAACUAUUCAGCAUUAGUAUUUCUUCUGCGUGACUGCCAUGGGCUUCAUAUCCCGCAUCAUCACAGUCUUCGGACUCGUCCUUCUCGCUCAUGCCACCUAUUCCGCCCACGAACACACGACCCUGUACAGCAACGUCCGCCUGGCCUCAACCACAUCCACAAACUCAUCUUCAGCCCUUCCCCUUGAUAUUGUCGUUGAAGCGCUCGUCUCCCUACUCGUCGUCUCGGUCGGACUCGUUCUCGGGGCCGAAAAACUGAAGCCGGUCAGCUGGAGCGUGUGGGCUGGGGAGAUCGAAAAGGAGGGCGGUGCGAGGAAUCCGUAUCUCUAUCUGGAGGAGCGGUAUGGAUUUUGGGAUAUUAGGGCUAAACGAAAGGAAUUUGCGGACUGGAUUCGUGGACAGGAGGUCGUGGAGACGAAGUGAGUGGUCGACUUGGUUGGAAAUAAUAAUAAUAUAUAUAUAAAAUGAAGGGCUGCGGCUGGAGUGAUGAUAUUAUGGAACUGUGUUGAUACUGCAUUAAUACGGUCUUUAAUUAAUAGUCAACUUUGAAGCCGUCUUCAUUUCAUCAGAUCUUGCUUUGAUGUGAACUUGAGUCUCGACUGUCCUUGUGUGGUUUUUUUUUUUUUUUUUUUUUUU